Molecule: messenger RNA, 2896 nt
Organism: Hippoglossus stenolepis (Pacific halibut)
Lineage: Eukaryota; Metazoa; Chordata; Actinopteri; Pleuronectiformes; Pleuronectidae
Product: elongation factor 2-like
Exons: 13
Coding region: 155-2728 (857 amino acids)
Biological process (GO): translational elongation
Cellular component (GO): ribonucleoprotein complex; cytosol
Molecular function (GO): ribosome binding; translation elongation factor activity; GTP binding
Source: RefSeq, a predicted model, not a curated record
GUAGGUGGCUGACGUAGGCCGGUGACGCAGGCGGGUGACGCAGGGCCUAUAAACCGCUGUUUCCUUACAUCAGCUGCCUCUUCCCUGCCUAAGCCAUCGUGUGGUGGGCAGCGUAAAAUUUACUGACCGAGCGUAUCCGAAACCAUCCGUCAAAAUGGUUAACUUCACUAUAGAGCAGAUCCGUGCCAUCAUGGACAAAAAGGCCAACAUCCGUAACAUGUCUGUGAUUGCGCACGUCGACCAUGGAAAGUCAACUCUGACAGACUCCCUGGUAUCGAAGGCGGGCAUCAUUGCAUCAAACCGUGCUGGAGAGGCCCGUUUUACAGACACGCGCAAGGAUGAGCAGGAACGUUGCAUUACCAUCAAAUCUACCGCCAUCUCCAUGUACUACGAGUUGGGUGUCAAUGACCUGGCCUUCAUUAAGAAUAGCAAGGAUGGUGCUGGCUUCUUGAUCAACUUGAUUGACUCACCAGGACACGUUGACUUCUCCUCUGAAGUGACUGCAGCUCUCCGAGUGACUGAUGGAGCCUUGGUUGUUGUGGAUUGCGUCUCUGGUGUUUGUGUGCAAACUGAGACUGUGCUCCGUCAGGCCAUUUGCGAGCGCAUCAAGCCAGUCCUGAUGAUGAACAAGAUGGACCGUGCCUUGUUGGAGUUGCAGAUUGAACCAGAAGAUCUCUACCAGACUUUCCAGCGUAUUUGUGAGACUGUGAACGUCAUCAUCGCCACUUAUGGAGAAGAUGAUGGUCCUAUGGGCAGCAUCCAGAUUGAUCCACCAAUAGGUACUGUUGGCUUUGGCUCUGGACUCCAUGGCUGGGCUUUCACCCUGAAGCAGUUUGCUGAGAUGUAUGUAGCCAAGUUUGCUGCAAAGGGCAACACCGAGAUGACACCAGAAGAGCAUUGCAAGAAGGUGGAGGACAUGAUGAAGAAACUGUGGGGUGACAGGUUCUUUGAUAGUAGUACUGGAAAGUUCUUGAAGUCUGGUGUUACAGCCGAUGGCAAAAACCUCCCCCGCACCUUUGUUGCUCUUGUGUUGGACCCCAUCUUCAAGGUGUUCAAGGCCAUCAUGGAAUUUAACAAAGAGGAAACUGCCAAGCUGAUCCAGAAGCUGGACAUCAAGUUGGAUAAUGAGGACAAAGACAAGGAGGGCAAGCCUCUCCUGAAGGCUGUCAUGCGUCGCUGGCUUCCGGCUGGAGAAGCACUUCUGCAAAUGAUCACCAUCCACCUGCCUUCCCCGGUCGUUGCCCAGAGGUACCGUUGCGAUAUGCUCUAUGAAGGCCCUGGUGAUGAUGAGGCUGCCACCGCUAUCAAGAACUGUGACCCCAAUGGCCCUUUGAUGAUGUAUAUCUCAAAGAUGGUCCCCACCAAUGAUAAGGGUCGCUUCUACGCCUUUGGACGUGUGUUCUCUGGGUGUGUCUCCACUGGCCUGAAAGUGCGCAUCAUGGGACCAAACUACAUCCCUGGAAAGAAGGACGACCUUUACGUAAAGCCAAUUCAGAGGACAAUUUUGAUGAUGGGCCGUUACACUGAGGCCAUUGAAGAUGUACCAUGCGGUAACAUUGUGGGUCUGGUCGGAGUGGACCAGUAUCUUGUCAAGACGGGAACAAUCACCACCUUUGAGCAUGCACACAACUUGAAAGUGAUGAAGUUCAGUGUCAGCCCUGUGGUGAGAGUUGCUGUGGAGGCAAAAAACCCUGCUGACCUGCCCAAGCUGGUGGAGGGUUUGAAGCGUCUGUCCAAGUCUGACCCUAUGGUGCAGUGCAUCAUUGAAGAGUCUGGAGAACAUAUCAUUGCUGGAGCUGGAGAGCUGCAUCUGGAGAUCUGUUUGAAGGAUCUGGAGGAGGAUCAUGCUUGCAUCCCAAUCAAGAAAUCUGACCCAGUGGUGUCCUACAGGGAGACAGUCAGCACCCCAUCAUCUGUCUUGUGUCUGGCAAAGUCGCCUAACAAGCACAACCGUCUGUUCAUGAAGGCCCGUCCCUUUGAAGAGGGCCUAGCAGAGGAUAUGGAUAAGGGCGAUAUUACCAUGCGUCAGGAGGCCAAGGCCCGUGCUCGUCAACUUGUUGAAAAGUUUGAGUGGGAUGCCGGAGAGGCUAGAAAGAUUUGGUGCUUUGGACCUGAUGGAACUGGCCCCAACAUGCUGGUGGACGUGACCAAGGGAGUGCAGUACCUUAAUGAGAUCAAGGAUAGUGUUGUUGCUGGCUUCCAGUGGGCUGUCAAGGAGGGUGUCCUCUGCGAAGAGAACAUGCGUGCUGUUCGCUUUGACGUCCAUGAUGUGACCCUGCACACAGAUGCCAUUCACCGUGGUGGUGGUCAAAUUAUUCCCACAGCCCGCAGAGCUAUGUACGCUUCUGCGCUCACAGCUGAGCCUAGAAUCAUGGAGCCAAUCUAUCUGGUAGAGAUCCAGUGUCCUGACAGCGCAAUUGGUGGAAUCUACGGUGUGUUAACCAAGAGGCGUGGUCAUGUGUUUGAAGAGUACUCCGUCACUGGGACACCCAUGCAUGUCAGCAAGGCCUACCUGCCUGUCAUGGAGUCAUUUGGUUUCACAGCUGACCUACGAUCUUCCACUGGUGGCCAGGCCUUCCCACAGUGUGUGUUCGACCACUGGCAGAUCCUCCCUGGAAACCCAAUGGAUCCAGCAACCAAGCCUGGCAUUGUUGUCACUGAUACACGCAAACGCAAGGGUCUCAGGGAAGGUGUCCCAGCAUUGGAUAACUAUCUGGACAAAAUGUAAAAGCUGACCUGGCUCAUGCCUCAUUCCUGCUUUCCCAUCAAAUUUAAGUCUACAUCGUGGGACCGGACUGUACAGAACACAGUGAUCACUGUUUGCCACAAGGAUUGACAAUAUUGAAUAAAUAUCUACAAAAAUUGUAAACCAUCAAUAAAAGAAAAUAAAAAUGUA